GUUAUGUCACUGUUUUGGUGUUUUUAACUGUUCAGCUGUAAGUGUUCGUGUUUACGAGGAGCACAUGAAGGCGUCAUUUUUCCAAGGAACUGGGUAAAGCAAAAGGAUCGGCAUAGCGGUAUAAAACGCAAAGCCUAGCCUUUAAUUAUACUUUUUUAUGUUACUUUAGUGUCCUACAUUAUGUAUUUAUCUGUGAAAGACGUGUUUUAUUUUACUCUGCAACUCAACGAAUAGCUAGUUGGACUUUUUGUUGCUGUUAGGCCUGUUGAAUUCCUUCACAGUAAAAAAGCGAACCAGUUUGCUUAAAAAAAAAAAAAAUGCCUACUGAAUUAAAGCAGAGGAAGAAGGCACAAAAACAAAGUGAUGAGAGUGAAACGUCGGCUGCUAAUGGGAAAGAUGAAGCUCAAAAAGUGAAGACAGAAGCUGGAAACAACGCAGGAGCGAAUAAAACGUCUCCGAGUUUGGACAUUAAAAGUAUUCUGUGUUUAUUAUCGCUGGCAGCAUGCGGGGCUCUGAGCUGGAUGGUGCUGCAGCAGAAUGAGAGGUUUUCCCAAAUUGAAGAAAAGUACAAGUUUUUACACGGAAGGACUUCAAGUCUGUUCGACAUGGAGGAAGAAGUCUUAAAGGUUUCUAAAAAGCUUGCCGCCUCUGAGGAUGACCUACAGGAUGUGCUCUCCACCAUCUCCUUGGCAACACGACUGCAGCAGGACAUCUCCACCCUCCACGCCGCUGUCAUGGAGAUGCAGGCCGACGAGAACUCCGCCUCCCGUGACCUGCAGACGGUCAACGCCCACUUCCUCAAUGUGACAGAGACGUGGCAGGAGCGACUGGCCGCCAUCACCUCUGACCUCACUGCCCUCAAGGCCGAGUCACGGGAAGCUCACACCGGAGCCACGGAGCGGGUGAACGAGGCCGAGCGGAGGGCCCGGGCGCUGACGGAGAGGUUGGAGGAGCUCGAGGACAGCACGAAGAGGAACGCCCGAGCCAUGGAGCGUGCAGAGGAAGACGACGCCAAACGAGCGCAGGGUCAGCUGGACUGGAACACAAAGCAGAUCCACUACCUGGAGGAGCAGAUGAGCAGCCUGAGCAAGAGCAAGGCUGAGCUCAGCACUCAGCUCCGGGAGCACAUUCCCCGGGCGCAGGAGUGCGAAAAGCAUUUGCCCCAGGUAGAGGAGGCGGUGCGCUCCAUCCUGAAGCUCGGGGGUGAUCUGAGCGGGGCAGAGAAACGGCUGGAAGAGGUGACCUUACAGGUGUUUGGCACCGAGGACAGCAUGCUGAAAGCACUGAAUGAAAUCCUUGACAUGAGACAGGAGCUGGACAACCUGCAGGCUCAAAACAGCAUCCUCAAGAUGAAGAACGAGUUGUCGGUGGUUAAAGAGGCGGUCCGUGAACUCACCAUGGUGCUGAGAGAAAACACGGUGGACAGUCUAAAGGUCUCCGACACUCUGGAGGACGAGGGAUGGAUAUACGAUGAGGAGGAGGAAGAGGAGGAGUGGGAAAAAGAUGAGCAGGAUGAGACAGCUCAACCUCUUUAUGAUGACUUCACUGAGUGAGGUCAAUGUUUUGAGUGAACUAGAGAAAAGGAGUGGCGCUGUCUUACUAUUUGCUGUAAAGGUUCAAUACUAUUAUUUUUCAAUAUGUGUACCUCAGUUUAACGUCAGAACAUUGUGACUAUCGUUGCAUAAAAGUUAGUUAGAUACAUGCACUGUGUUACACAAGUACAACCAAGAAUGUAUUUUAAUGUUUGUUUCAUGUGGAGUUUAAGGUUUAACAUUUAAGUUUCUUUGUAUCAUUGUAUAUUUUUUAUAAAACAUUCCCCAUGACUCCAGCCAUUUGCACUGAUACAGUUAUAUAUCAAUAUCUAGCUGUAUCAAUGAACUUUCCAGAUGUAACUACCUUAGAGCUGAAACAAUCAGUCGAUUAAUCAAGGUGAUUCUCAAAAGUACUUUUUCUAUAAAAAAAUACCAAAAAUGUUCCAGUUCUGAAUUCUGCACAUUUGCUUUUUUCUUUCUUAUUCAAGCUGAAUAUUUUAUUGUAUAUUUAAAAGAAAGAAAGAAAGACAAGCACUUUGAAUUCAUCACCUUGUGCGUUAAGAUAAUAGGAUUUCUUAGACAAAUCAAUGAAGAAAAUUGCAGCCCAAAGCUACCAAAGCUGUCAGUGUUACUAUAUAUUUUGAGCAGAAAGAUGUGGAUGGAUAAUAAAUGUUAAUGUUUUUGAUGAGUGUUACAUUUCACCUGUUGAAAGAAUAACCAUCCUUCUAUCACUGAACUUAUUUAAUAAAGUCACCUUUUUUAUAAGGUCUUAUUUCUAUAAA
Messenger RNA from Dicentrarchus labrax (European seabass), 2314 nucleotides. RefSeq names its product IKBKB interacting protein (gene ikbip). Lineage: Eukaryota; Metazoa; Chordata; Actinopteri; Moronidae. The coding region runs from base 318 to 1553 and encodes 411 amino acids. The record is from RefSeq and is a predicted model, not a curated record. The transcript is spliced from 3 exons.